GGACCGGCGAGCGGUCUGCAGCAGGACGUCGUAGAUCAAUGAACCGGACCAGAGGGUUGGUCCGUCGCCUGGCGUGCUUCUGACUGUAUUAUAGAUGUGUCAGUACAACCACAAAGAUCCGAGGCUAAUUUCUGUCCUGAACCAGGCCGAGCAGAAUAAUGCGGCUGUUAUAAAGCGCUGGCUAUUUUACGAGCCGAUCUCAACGCGCGAUUUCCGUCUCUAGUUGAGGCUCGCAUCGCAUUUUCCUUUUUUUUUUUGGAGGUUGGAGGGAGGAGGGGAGGGAGGUAGAAUACAUCUGUAACCUCCAGGAUGAUCUUUGCAAACAACCCGCUGAAAACAGCCGGCCGUAAACAGUCCUACCCCAUGACUCCGUCCAGUCCGAGCAGCAGCAGCAACAGCAGCAGCACAGGCCUGGAACAGCUCAGCAAAACCAACCUGUACAUUCGCGGCCUGCCUCCUGCUACUACAGACCUGGAUCUGGUUAAACUCUGCCACCAAUAUGGAAAGAUCCAGUCUGCAAAGGCGAUCCUGGAUAAAACGACCAACAAGUGUAAAGGUUACGGCUUUGUGGAUUUCGACAGCCCAGCUGCUGCUUUAAAGGCCGUGCAUGCUCUCAAAACCAGCGGCAUUCAGGCUCAGAUGGCCAAGGUGAGUUUGUCACAGCAACAGGAGCAGGACCCCACAAAUCUUUACAUUUCCAAUUUGCCUCUGUCUGUGGAUGAAAAGGAGCUGGAGAAAAUGCUGCAGCCCUUCGGUCAGGUCGUCUCCACUCGAAUCCUCAGAGACUACAGCGGGAACAGCAGAGGCGUGGGCUUCGCCAGAAUGGACACAACGGAACAGUGUAACGGAGUCAUUUCCCACUUCAACGGGAAGUUUCUCAAGUUAGCCUCUGGAAGUCUGGCCCCGUCUCAACCUCUGCUGUGCAAGUUUGCUGACAGUCAAAGAAAGAAGCACGGUCACAGUGGAAUUACUCCCAGUGCCCAGACGGGGGACCUCAGAUUAGGUGCGAUGACUCUCACCUAUGACCCCUCCUCAGCAGCGAUACAGAACGGGUACUAUUCCCCUUCAUACCCAGUGACUAAUAGGAUAAUGACUGUUCAGCCUGCAAUAACUCCCUACAUGUCUCCAGUCUCUACAUACCAGGUGCAGAGCCAUUCUUGGAUGGCACAUCAGCCGUACAUCAUGCAGCACCCGGCUGCUGUGAUGUCGCCCUCUGUGGAUCCCUCCAUGUCACUGCACCCAACAGCCAUGAUUACUCAGCAGAUGGGACAGCUGGCACUGGGAAACACUGCAGCGUACAUUGCUGCCAGCCCUGGUGUUCAAGGAGCUUACAUGCCUCACUAUCCUCCCAUGCAGGCAGCACCUGAAAACGGCACGCCACAGCAAGUGGAUUCUUCCAACAACUCGUCUCCUUAUAGUCAACUCAGCAAGUAACACAGAGGCCACAUUUCUGCUCUGUGUACCUGACGUAUGGUGGGGAGGCCACCGAUGACAUCACAGGGAACACAGCCACUGAUUGGACCAGAACACCAGUUUUUUUUUUUUUUUUUUGCACAGCUCCGACAUUUGUUGCAGAAACUGAAGAUGGUGUAAAUGGAUGCAGAAAGUCCAACAUCUUCAGAAAAAAAAAAGUAAAUUUAUUUUGAUAAGAAACUUGCUCUUCUUUUUCUCUUUUUUCAUAAUUCUCAACUACUUUUCAGACCUUCCCUGUCUGUACCAAACACCCCCCUCCCCAUCCAAGUAUGAUGUGACAUAAAAUGCAUGGUUUUUUUUUUGCUCUUACCCCACCCUUUUAUGAGGUGUCCAUGUUUUAUUUUUAUGUAUGGUAAAUGAAAAACUUUGCAGACCUUGUUUGCACUGAAGUUUGAGGUUUCUAGGAUAACUUCGUUUUGAGUUUGUCCCGCAAUAGCCCGCAUAAAACCUGUCUCGAUCACCAUUUCAUUCGGAAAUUACUAAAUAUAUUAUUGGAAAUUGUGCCUUUCUUACAUGAGAUCCAACAUGUUUUUUCAUCAGACUUGAUCAGGUGUCUUACAUCUAUCAGCGGAUAAAAUGUGUGCGUGGAAUCAUGUGGAUUUCCAUGGAGUGUUUCGCUAUCUAGUCCUCUAGUAGCAAUAAAGACAAUGAGAGUUUGACGGCAAUACUGAAUAGAAAAAAAUAAUCAUGACAAAACUCAGAGAAAGGUAAUUCCUUAUCUUCCAAUCCAUUUCUCUUUACUUUCCAUUUUUCUGAACUUUUAUGAAAUUGCGAGUUUUACAGCGAACAGGCAUCUUCAAGGAGGGUUUGCUUUUCUCUUGUGGUCACUUUGACCAGUUAUCUACCUCACGGUUUUGCUGGAGUCUGCCGGUGUUGUGGGGUUUGCAGGUAAAGCCCCGUCUCACCACACCAGACGAAGCAGGCCAGAAGCCAUGCUCAGGAGCUGGCUGAACAGGACUUCUGCCCUUUUGUCUCCCACAAGCAGCUUCUCUCUCCCUGAUCUUAAAAAGCAAACACAAGACAAAAAAAUAUGUUUUUUUUUCUUCCUGAUAUUUAAUUUUACUUGUCAUAGCUUCUGUUUUGAUGCUUCUUCUUUUUUUUUUUUCUUUUUUUUUCUUUGCUGAUGUUCACAUGUCAAAGCUUCACUUUGGAAACGUAUGGAUUUCUCGUAAAACUGGUAGAUUUUUCUUGGAUAAAAAUGAAUUCAGGCUAUUCUGUUGUUGGCAGACCUCAUUCUUUUUCUGAGCUCUAUAAGAAAUGCUGUCAUUCACUCGAGUCAAACUGCAUUCAUGUCAAAAACCAAAAUGUGAAUGAGUUGAAAUUAAAUCAGACAAGCAACCAGAUGCUGAGAACAGCAAAGUUUCACUUCAUGGAGAAUGAAUCAGAUAAAACAGGACUUGUAAAGUAUACACACUAAAGACCAAAAGUGAAAAGCCAGCUUUUCCUUUUCUUUAUCUUUCUCCUUUUUCUUAAAACUUCUACACGGCGUUGAAGGAGAAGAGCACAGGACCUAUGGUGCUUUUCUCUGAUCAAAAACGGAAACGCUGAGCUUUAAUAAAAAACACAGCCAGGCUUUGACAGAGUGUGCUGCCCCAUUCCAACACUUUGUUACCAGACCAACUGCAAAAUACAAAGAAGUAAAGUUGUUACUCAUUAUUUCCUCAUGUCACUUUCUACUGAUUUCAAACAAUCCUUCCCUUGCUCUCUUCUUUGAAAAGAUUGGAAUAAAGACAAUACUGAAUAAACUGCUCUUCUCUUUCUCA
Molecule: messenger RNA, 3236 nt
Organism: Oryzias latipes (Japanese medaka)
Lineage: Eukaryota; Metazoa; Chordata; Actinopteri; Beloniformes; Adrianichthyidae
Gene: rbms1a
Product: RNA binding motif, single stranded interacting protein 1a
Cellular component (GO): ribonucleoprotein complex
Molecular function (GO): RNA binding
Source: RefSeq, a predicted model, not a curated record